AAUAAACCAGCGUUAUUAACGAGUGAGAAGCUUCCCAAGGCUUGAAAUGGGGAAUGCUCCCGCCACCCCAAGCAAGUACUGCUGGCCCAUCCAUGUCAGCCCGCUGAGCAGAAGUGAAAUCUUACCUUGGGAUCACAUUUACACUUGGUCAGGCACAUACCAACGUCAUGGUAUUUAUAUUGGGGAGGAGCUAGUAAUACAUUUUCAAAAUUCGUUAGAAGGCACGAUUCUUGCAAGUUCUACUCACCCAUUCUGCCCAUGCUCUGUUUGCGGUUACCCCGGCGGAAUGAGUGGAGUUGUGCUCACUUGCUUGGAUUGCUUUGUGGGCAAAGGAGAUAUUUAUCGACAUGAAUAUGGUGUAAAACCUGGCUUGUCCAGGUCUGCGACUUGUGAUCCCCCAGAAAUUGUAAUACGUCGUGCACGGGACCUGCUUAAAGACUUGUUUGGAACUUACAAUCUCUUCCGGAGCAACUGUGAGCACUUCGCUAUCUUUUGUAAGACUGGUCGGUAUAUGCCAGCUUCUCAAGGUGGGCAAGUAGAUUGGGCCUUGGAUUUACUCACUCCACAAAGCUCUUUUCAAAGCUUCUAAUGUGAUGCUUGUCAUGUUAUAUCCAUGCUUCUUUUCA
Molecule: messenger RNA, 626 nt
Organism: Cryptomeria japonica (Japanese cedar)
Lineage: Eukaryota; Viridiplantae; Streptophyta; Pinopsida; Cupressales; Cupressaceae
Product: protein LEAD-SENSITIVE 1-like
Exons: 2
Coding region: 47-589 (180 amino acids)
Source: RefSeq, a predicted model, not a curated record